AUGACUCUGGUUCUUUUGACUAUUGCUGGUACAGAUUCAAGUGGGGGUGCUGGUAUCCAAGCGGAUCUGAAGACAUUUACUGCACAUAGAUGUUAUGGAGCAAGUGUUAUAACCGCUAUGACGGCUCAGAACACCACUGGGGUUCAAGCAGUUCAUCCAUCUCCACCGGAAUUCGUAGCAGAGCAAAUUCGCUCUGUUUUGAGCGAUAUUAAUGUAGAUGCUAUCAAAACAGGAAUGCUCUAUGAUACCGAUAACGUGCUUUCUGUGGCAAAAACUCUCAAGCAGCACUAUCAAUCCCAGACCAUGAUCCCUCUCGUCUGCGACCCUGUUUGCGUUUCUACGUCUGGACAUGUUUUACUCCAUCCAGAUGCCAUUGAGAGCAUGAUAAUAGAAAUAUUCCCAUUGUCACAACUUAUUACGCCGAACAUUCCAGAAGCAAAACUUCUCCUUUCCAGGAGCGGGUUACCGGAUGAUAUAACAAGUUUGGAAGAAAUGCUCACGGCUGCACAAAAUCUUCUCUCCUUAGGAUCUCGAGCUGUCCUUCUGAAAGGUGGUCAUAUCCCAUUAACGUAUCAAGAUUUAUGUCGAGUAACUGCCGCUAAUCCGCGUAUUAUUUGGGCACCUGAUGAUAUUUAUGAUCAAAACAUGGAGAUUCUGCAAAAUGGAAGGAUACCUGCCGUGGACCUUGUUAUUGAUGUACUCUGUCAGUGCAGUGGGGAGAUAAACUUGUUCCCCCGACCUCGCUUACAAUCCACGAAUACCCAUGGGACUGGUUGCACUCUUAGUGCUGCCUUGACGUGCCAACUUGGAAUGGGUGUCGACUUGGCUGAAGCUACGAAAAAAGCCACAGCUUACACGCAUUUGGCUAUCGAAACAGCGCCUUCGAUUGGACAUGGUUCUGGCCCUUUGAAUCAUUUACACUCCAUAUUAAUACGAAGAAUCCCUUUACGAUCGCAAACCAAUCCUUACCCACUGACGAGAUCGCUCAUCCAAGGUACCGCAAGCAUUUGGAAAGGAUAUGUACAACACGAUUUUGUCAAGCUUCUCGGGAAAGGAAUAUUGGAAAGAGGAUCCUUCUUGCAUUUCAUAAAACAAGACUAUCAUUAUUUGAAAUACUAUGCUCGUGCAUAUGCCUUAUUAGCAACCAAAUCGCAUGCAUACGAUCCUAUUAGCGCUGCGAUGGAGACGGUAGUCACUGUUGUUCGCGAGAGUUCAAUGCAUGUGGAAUUCUGUGCUCAAUGGGGUAUUAGUCAAAGCGUACUAGAAAACACUCCCGAAUCUCCAGCCACCACAGCGUAUGGUGCCUUCCUCAUUGACACUGGCUUACAAGGGGACAGUAUGAAACUGACCAUGGCAUUGAUGGCCUGUCUCCUAGGCUAUGGAGAGGUGGGACUGUGGUUGAAAAAAGAAGCUUGCAAACCAAAUUCUUGGGUAGUAUGGGAUGGAAACCCCUAUUUAAAGUGGAUCGAAGACUAUUCUGGGCAAGACUACCAGAGUGCAGUGAGGAAAGGACUUGAAACAAUCGAGACUAAAGCUGCUGCUGACCCACCAUCUGAAGGCAGACUUGAAGAGUGGCGUCAAGUUUGGGAGAAAUGUACCAGACUGGAGAAAGGCUUCUGGGACAUGGCUAUGAAUUUAUCUUGAUGGAAAUUUGUGGGUGCUAUUGAAAAAGAUAGUAAUCAUGUCAAAAUUUCGUCUAUCAUCACGAUAUAUACUGCGCAUGUACGCUAGUAUCUUGA
Molecule: messenger RNA, 1739 nt
Organism: Serpula lacrymans var. lacrymans S7.9
Lineage: Eukaryota; Fungi; Basidiomycota; Agaricomycetes; Boletales; Serpulaceae
Exons: 9
Coding region: 1-1644 (547 amino acids)
Biological process (GO): thiamine biosynthetic process
Cellular component (GO): cytosol
Molecular function (GO): hydroxymethylpyrimidine kinase activity; phosphomethylpyrimidine kinase activity
Source: RefSeq, a predicted model, not a curated record